Molecule: messenger RNA, 2404 nt
Organism: Saccostrea cuccullata (small rock oyster)
Lineage: Eukaryota; Metazoa; Mollusca; Bivalvia; Ostreida; Ostreidae
Product: toll-like receptor 4
Exons: 1
Coding region: 85-2145 (686 amino acids)
Biological process (GO): toll-like receptor signaling pathway; inflammatory response; immune response
Cellular component (GO): plasma membrane
Molecular function (GO): transmembrane signaling receptor activity
Source: RefSeq, a predicted model, not a curated record
UUAGAUAUAAGCUCGAAUGGCAUAACAAAAGAUUCAAUAGAGGAAGGUGCAUUUGGGAAUCUGACAGCACUUGAAGAUUUGAGAAUGACCGACAACCCUUUUUCUAGAGGAGGAUAUCCCGAUACAGAAAUAGGAAGACUGACGUCAUUAAGAAAUCUGUCAUUAGAUGCAACUUAUUACUUAAGCUUUUCUUCAGAAUUCCAAAACUUGAAAAGGCUACAGUAUCUGGAGAUUUCACCAUCAUCUUAUUUCUGGUUUGACAAUGAUUCAAUUAUGAAUUUGGAAAAUCUAAGUAUUGAAUAUUUGAACCUCCAAUUCAGUGAUAAUGGUGCUUGUUAUCAUCAUAUUGAAGAUAUAUUCUGGCCUUUUUCUUCUUUGAAAGGGUUGACUUUUCAAACAUAUUGUGGUUUACGUUAUGUUCUGAAAUCUUUGAAAAGAUUGCAAUUUUAUCAAAUGGAAUACAUCGACUUUACAGGAUCAAGUAACUUCAAUGGUGAGCCCGUUCUCCUCAACGACGUUGACGUAGCAUUUCUCAAAAACAUUUGUGUUAAGUUCCUUUCUCUACAGGGUACAAGUACUGUGGGAAUACCAACAUUGAACCCAUCCAUAUUUAUGAAAUGUAUUGAAGUUAUUGAUGUGUCACAUAAUUCAAUAUACACCUAUUCGACGUUCUUUUUGUUCGUGCAAGCAAGACGAAUUAGACUCGUUAAUUUCAGUCAUUUGAAUGAAUGCCAAUUACCAAGUUCAAGAAGAAACUUAUUAGAGACCCAGGAAAUGCUACAAAAGCGGUUUCUUCCUGUUAACAUCACUCUCUCAAAAACGCUGGAGGAAUUCGAUGUUUCUUAUACCUACGCAAAUCCAAAUUUACUUGAAAUUCACUUAAAAAUAUUUGCUACCAACCUCAAGAAGGUAAACUUACAAUACAUAGGUUUUCCUUUUUGUUCUUACCACAAUAUAGAGUUACACUUACCGAAUCUAGGAAUCUUUGACGUUUCAGGUUCGUCUUGUGAAAAUUUAAAUUUACAAUUUUUGAAGAAUUGCCUCUCUUUAACAGAAGUUUAUAUGCGAAAUACCAAAUUAAAUAUCGGUCUAGCCAGUGAUGUGAAUGGCAUUUUCUUUCGUGGAUUGUCGAAAUUAACGAAGGUUGAUUUUUCAGAAAACGCCUUGAAAGAGUUACCUCCAAAUUUAUUUCUCAACCAGGCGUCUUCAAUGAGGAAUCUGAUACUCAGCGAUAAUUUAUUUACCACAAUACCGCGUGCCUUACUUCUCUUACCUAGGCUUAAACUCCUUGACCUGCGAUCCAACAAACUCUCCUAUUUUUCAAAGGAAUCUUUAUCAAUUAUUGAGAAAUUACCCAAUAUUACAAUAGAUGUCAGAAACAAUCCAUUUGACUGUUCUUGCAACGCUUUAAUUUCCUUGAAAUGGAUCAGAGACAAUGCAAGAAAGUUUCUUCAUUUGAACAGGACCCACUGCAACGAGUUGGAGGACCCACGGAUAACUGUUAAUGAGAUCGUUAACGAUCUGAGAGCAUUAGAAUUAAAGUGCAUAUCUCAACUAUGGUUGGAUAUAUCGAUAUCAAUUGUUUCUUCCAUGGUUUUGAUUGUGCUAGUGGUAGCGAUAAUGUAUCGAUAUAGAAUGGUCCUUCGCUAUGGGGUACUGAGAAUAAGGCUAUUUUGGAGACGUGGCUUUGCCCACAAUUUGACAACAGAUUCAACUGCUUUUGAUGCAUAUAUAUCAUAUUCUCCUGUGGACUCUUUGUUUGUGAGUUUGCAUCUCUUUCCUAAGUUGCAGAGAGAAAAUCUUCGCAUUUCCUUCCAGGAUAAAGAUUUUGAACCUGGUAGUACCUUUGCAGAAGAGGUUGUGGAGUUUAUAAAUAUAAGUAAAUGUGUUAUAUUUGUUAUCACACACACUUUUCUCAAAUAUGACUGGGGAACAUAUGAAAUCCAGGUCGCAAAAAUUCAUGCAAUUCAUAAAAAUGCCCGGAUUUUAUUAAUUAUCAAGGAUGACAUCGGAGUUGAGGAUCUUCCUCGAGAUCUCCUCUAUGUUUGGUGGAAAAUUAAACCAAUCAGAUUGCCUGACAGUAACAACGCGACAAAGAGGGAAAAGUUCUGGAGGAAGCUUAUUAAGUCAAUCAAGGAAUCUUAAAGCUUGUUUUAUUGUUUGAAGGUUAGUAAAGAAAUAACAGCAAUAGAACCAUAUAUCAGGCGAUUAAUUCUUGAACUUCAAUGGCUGGUUUGCAUUAAAUCCAUUUUGAUUAUUUUUACGUGACAGGUGAUAGUGACUGGUCAACAGGGGAUCCUUGCUCUUCCAAGGCACCUGAUUCCACAUCCGGAAUUUCCAAGGGCCAAGUUUAUGCACUCUUUACAGUAUCUUUUGUAGAUUUUUGUGUAUAAUACACUGUUCG